Closterium sp. Naga37s-1 is the source of this 483-nucleotide messenger RNA. The record is from the annotation of a GenBank genome assembly. Lineage: Eukaryota; Viridiplantae; Streptophyta; Zygnematophyceae; Desmidiales; Closteriaceae.
AUGACAAGCGACGACGCUGCUGCAUGCCCCGUCCCCGCCAUUGACUGGCGCUUCGUUUCACGCGAAGAGAUCGCGCGGCUGGCGCAGCAAGGCUUAGUCGCCACCGCCGCCGAUUCCGCCGACCGCCGUUCUAUCUGCGACGACAGCAACUUGCGCCGCCGCCGCCUGCGCCGCGUGGCUCGUGAGGCCAGUGCGGAGCUGGCGCGCGUGGUGGCGGAGUGGCGCAACGAGGACUUCCGCCGCCGGGACCCGCAGGCGGUGGCGGUGCUGGCGGCGGAGAGGCAUCGGCGCAGCCUCAGCUGCAGCGAUCUGGGCGGAAUCCGAUGUGGCGCAGAGGACGAGCGCGAGGAUGGAUUAUCCUGGGCAACACCAGGGAGGGGUAAGCCCGAGCGUGCUGCUGCCGGAGUUGUGCCCGUUUCCACCAACGGACUGGCGCCAUGUGGCGAUCGCCGACAGUCCUAUCUCCUCCAGCCGUCUCUCUAA